Messenger RNA from Lucilia cuprina (Australian sheep blowfly), 7433 nucleotides. RefSeq names its product zinc finger FYVE domain-containing protein 9 (gene Sara). Gene Ontology annotation, biological process: endosomal transport. The transcript is spliced from 8 exons. Gene Ontology annotation, molecular function: metal ion binding. NCBI's taxonomy places the organism in Eukaryota, Metazoa, Arthropoda, Insecta, Diptera, Calliphoridae. The record is from RefSeq and is a predicted model, not a curated record. Bases 694 to 5109 code for a protein of 1471 amino acids. Gene Ontology annotation, cellular component: early endosome membrane.
GUAUUUUUUAAGCUGUCAUUUCAUUGUUGAGAAAAAUUUUAGAUUCGUGUUGGAAUAAUUAAAUUUGUAAAACUCUAACAGUUCAUUAAUAAAUUAUCGAAAAAGUCUGUAAAUUUGUAAAAAUUUUAAAGAUGAAAAUUUUGUAACAAGUUAAACGAAACGAUUAAUAUAAUGUAAACAAACCAAACAAUAUUUUUGGUUUUUUAUGGCUGCGCUCAUACGAGGAAGCGAAAAAAGUAGGGAAACAAAGAAAAAAUUAAACAAAUUUCAUUGGAAAAGCUAAAUAAAUAAAAAAAUAUGUUAAAGCUAAAUAUUAAGAAGAAAAUGUAGACAUUUGAAAUUAUUUAAAGUAAAUAAUAAAGGAAAACAUUUUUCUAAUUACGAUAAAGACGUAUUUACCGUUGAAAUAUUAAAACAAAAGUGAUUCAUCAUUAUCAGAGUAACUACAUAUUACACUCCUCCCGUCUCCAAAUAUAUGAACAACUGCUGGUGUUUGUUGCACUUGUUUUGUCGUAUGUGAAUGAAUUAUAUUUUGCUGAUUAUUUUGUGAUUUCGUGAUUUCUUCAUUCUCAUAUACGAGAAAACACUAGCUCCGGCAGCUGAAUACAUUGAAAUGAUUAAGUUAAUGAUCAGCGGCUUCAUUUAAUUUUUCACGUUAUUUACAAUUUGUUAUACGAAGGCAAUUUAUAUAAGAUGGAUUUAGUAGAUAUAGAUCAGGUUUUGGACAACUUGGAGUUACACGAAGAAGCUGAAAAUGAACAGAAGAAGGCAGAGGAAAAACUUUCUAAAUGUACUCAAUCCUCCAAGUCCUCUACUAAUACAAACAAUGGCUUUCUGCAGCAAACACAAGAAGAAAAAUCUUGUUUUAAAGCAGUUUCUCAGGUUUUCAAUAGUCUAGACGACUACUGCAAGAAUGUGGACUCUUUGGAUUCUAAUCUUCCAAAUGCAACUGUUUCCGAAAUAUGUCAGAGGUCCCAUGAUGAUUACGAUAAUGGUCAAAGAUUUCAAGCCCAACAUUUGGCCACCUCGUCAAAGCAGGAAUUAGCUGAGUAUGAAAAUGAGGUGGAAGAAAGUAAAGAUAUUCAUAAAUUCACGGAACAAAGACGUCAUAAGCUAAAAGCAAAUAAUGAUUCUGCAGAACGAGAUACUACUGAUUCUAAUAACUCGUUUACUUCGGAAUCUUUGACCACGUCCUCGAAUUCAACCUUCUCCUCUGGACCUUCUUUUGAGGUAGAGUCAUCUUUAGAGGAGCCCAUUCCUGCAACCAAUUCAAAAGAAAAUAUAUCUAUUAAUGCAGAAAUUGACAGUUCACACUUAAGUCGAGUUGAAAAUAUUAAUAUAAUUCCAACCAAACUAUCCCAAGAAACAGCAAAAGGUAAUCAAAGCAAGGAACAAGACGAUCGAAAAGAAGAUUUCCUAGAAAGUGCAGACAUGCAGCAAAAAAUUGUAGCUGAGGAUAGCAAGAGUCACAACAUUGAAGACCUGGCACAAGGUUUAUCCUCGAUUUCUAUAACAAGUGUUAAUUUACAGUCACAAUCGAUAUUGCCUUUAGAGACUUCGAUAUCAUCAUCGUCAUUAGGAAAAGUCUUAGAUAAUCUUACGGAUUCCGAAGAUACGUCAGCUCUCAGCCAAAUAAGGGAUAUAUCCGACAAAGUGGGAACGUCAGAAACUAAACUAACUUCAAUUGUUUCCGAACCCCCCAACACAUCGGUAGAAGUUAUUAAUGAAUCUAUACAGCAACAGCAAAUUACACAUUUACAUCAAAUAGAAAAGCCUCCUCCUCUAAAUGGUGGGAAUCAGCCACAACCAUUUGAAUAUGUCCCCGAAAAAAUUGAAGCUCAAAUGCAAACCCAGCAACCUAUUACGUUUUGCUCUACUAUGGAUGAUAUUUCAGAUACCGAACUGGAUUCAAUGUUGCAGGAAAUGGACAUCGAUGAAGAGGGAGCGGACGAGCAGCAAAAAUCUAAACCAGAAUUCGUUCCAAUCACAAACUCUGCUGAAACUGAGAAUUUGGAAAUUCAAAAUGAUCAAAAUAAAGAGCAACAUGCUGAUGUAAAGUUCGAACAAAAAGAAGAAGUCGCAUCAGUAUCCAGCUCAGGGGAUCAUCCUAAUGGCGACAGUUUUUCUCAAGCUUCAACAGUAGAGUUUUCUGAAAUAAGGCCCCAGAUAGAAAAUGAAAACGAUGUCAGAAAACAAUAUGAGUCAGAAAACAAUAUGGUGAUAAAUUCGGCAGUUUCGUCGUACAGUAACAGCGAAUCGUCUUCAUUGGAAGGCGAUAUAAUUCGUCCAAAAAAUUUAGAAGUAGUAGAUGAUGGGGACGGAGACGAAUCUAGACCUCAAAGACCGAACUCAUUGGAUUUGCCAGCUAUACAAGCUCUAGACUUGUAUGCAAAUGCUGGACAAACUCCGCCGGGUGGUGAGCAACAGCAACAACCGGAGCAAGAACAAGGGCAGACGGAUUUACAGACUCCUUCUCCUGUCGCUGAACGACAGGAAAACCCUAUAACAAGUGAUGUAGCCGAAGCGACUGGGUACAGUGAGGAUCCCAAUGCAAAUUUAGGCAAAGUUCCCCCAAUAUGGGUUCCCGAUAACAUGGCAACAGGUUGUAUGCAAUGUUCUGCAAAAUUUACCAUGAUUAAACGUAGACAUCAUUGUCGCGCCUGCGGCAAGGUUCUGUGCUCAGUCUGUUGCUCUCAAAAAUUCAAGUUGGAAUUUCUCACUGAACCGGAGUCUAGAGUCUGUGUACAAUGCUAUCUAAUUCUGACACAGAGACAAACACAAAGUGUGAUAAAUUCAAGCAUAAAUGACCCGACAACUUCUACCCUUUCACAAGACACAACUGCCGCAAUAAAUGACAACGCCGCUCCCACAGAUCGUUCUCCUAAUCCCAAUAAUCCAAUGGAGUAUUGUUCUACUAUUCCGCCGUAUCGACAAGUCAGCAACGAACCCAAAGCACCACCUAGCGUCAUUGUUCCUGUAGGAGUACUGAAGAAAGAUAACGGUAGUUAUUCGUCAAAUUCAUCCAACUCCAGCGGCCAAAAGGCACGCAAACGUAAAUCUGUUAUGUUUAGCGAUGGUAUAGCACCGGGAAGUGAUCUGGCUAGCAUAGAUCAGUGGAAUGAACCCAAACAACCGCGAAGACAAAGUGACCGUUCAAAUAGGAACUCAAACGGUAAUAAUAAACCUCCAACACCUGUUCGCUCCGAACAUAUAACGGACGCCACUACAAUGGGUUUGGUAGCUCAGUUAUUUAGGGGUUCAAUACCGCCUUCGGCAGCUGCAGCUACAGUAAAUACCGUGCAAUCAAAUUCAACCUCGAACACUUCAAAAGGAACAGUAUCGAAACAAAGUACUUCAACAACAAAUAGUAAUAGUACAUCAACUGUAGUUUCCAAAAGUCAGGACAACAGUCGUGCCAAACGCCUGCCACCAUCGGGAUCUGAUGACCAUGGUUGUUUUAUACCUGCGACCCAGGGAACUUUACCACCCAUUGUGAUUGCAAAAGAUGAAAGUGGUUGUGAUUACGAUUACAAGGAUGUGGUCAAUAAUUAUGAUUUAGUAAAGCGUUUACAAAACGAAACUCUUAAGUUUGCAGUGCAAAAAAAUUUUUUUGUUUUUGUUAAAAUCGUCAAUUUGAAAUGUUGUUUAAACCGUACAGUCAUUAAUUUCACUACCAAUGGUAUGCAUCAUGUUGGCAACGAUGAGAUUGUCAUUUUAUUGGAAUUUGAACCACCAACCUCGAAAGAGGAAGUAUCAGUUGGCAACCUAAUUCCUAAAGACAUUUUUGUCCAUUUAAAUGAAAUUUAUAACAACGCCGAAUCUGGAAAUCCCAUUCAAGAUUUAUCUCACACCAGUCCCCAACAAACAAAUUUUUUAGGAUCUCGAGAUUAUGGAGGUUUUAUAUUUAUCCGGCCCACUUUUCAAUGUAUGCAGGACAUUAUUCUACCAGACAAUCCAUAUUUGAUCGGCAUACUUAUACAUCGUUAUGAAGUUCCAUGGGCCAAAGUAUUUCCUUUACGUUUAAUGCUUCGAUUGGGUGCCCAAUAUCGUUACUAUCCCUGUCCACAUGUAUCGAUGGUUAAUAGAGAAUCCGUUUAUGCUGAAAUCGCACAGACAAUUAUAAACUUUUUGGCAGAUUUUCGCAAUUACUCAUACACAUUGCCAUUUAUUAGAGGAAUGUACAUUCACAUGGAAGAUCGUCAAACUACGGUUGUAAUACCAAGGAACCGUUUAGAUGACGUUAUUAAGGCUAUUAACAAUUCCAGCGAUCAUAUUUUGGCUUUUGGGGGUAAUUUUUCAAAGACAGCUGAUGGUCAUUUAGUAUGCAUGCAGAAUGUUAACGAUGAUCGCACUGAAAUGUAUGCAUAUUCUACGCAAGCUAUCAAUAUACAAGGACAGCCCAGAAAAGUUACUGGUGCAAGUUUUUUUGUUCUGAAUGAAUCAUUGAAAACCACAAGCGGUUUAUCUGGAAAAUGUAGUAUUGUAGAAGACGGUUUAAUGGUACAGAUUUUACCUUCGAAAAUGGAAGAAGUACGCAACUCUUUAAAAAAUCAAACGGAUGUUACCAUCAUUUGUGGCCCAGUAGAAGCCGAUGAACAACAUACUGAAAUUGUUUGCCUAAAAUGGGUGGACAAUGAUAAAGAAUUUAAUAUCGGGGUGAAGUCACCAAUAGAUGAUCGACUAAUGGAUGGCAUAUCAAGUAUGCGGGUUCAUGCCAGUUUUAAUUAUUCCAAUUCAAAUUAUGCCAUUCGUCUGACCGAUAUAUACGUAGUUAAGUACGAUAAUUGGUACAAUACUAACUCAUCGACAAUAAGCGCAGCCACAACUACAGAUAUAACACGUAUGACUGAACAAAUUGCUCGAAGUACAUCAAUGGCCCUUGUGCCUUUUCUAGAUCUUUUAGCAGCCAGUAAGAGUACGAAAAUAGGUCUUAGAGCAACGUUACAUCAAGAUAAUGUUUGCUAUGAAGCCGGAACACGUGGUGAAAAAUUACCACCACUGUAUAUGAACGCAAUGGAUAACCAUUUGAUUCCUACUCUACAUAGUAUAUCUUCAAAUAUUGAAGAAGCGAUUAUAUUAGAGUUAAUCUUUUACAUAUUAAAUGUUUAGGAAAUUGAUAUUCAAAAAAAAAAAAAAAAAAAAAUUCAAAUGCAAAUUAAUUAAUAUUCUUUAACUUCUUAGUUUAUUUGUUUCAAUCAUUUACCCUCCAACAAUAUACGACUCCUAAAUCAAUUUCCAAUAAUUAAAUGGAGCCCAGAGUGCAAUUAAUGAAACUAAAUACUAAAAAAAAGUAGAGGUAAAUGAAAAUGGCUGCUAUUAUCAAUAGUAACUAUUUAUUCCAUAAUAAACGAUAUAAACGUUGGAAAACUUAGCAAAAUUAUUUUUUAAUUAUUUAAAAUUAGUUAAGAUGUUGAUUUUUAUUUCUAUUUGUUUUAUUAUUUUCUCACUGAAUAAUAGUCUCACUCUUAAUCACUUGUUUUGGGGACAAAUAUUGUAGUUACUAAAUUAGUCGAUAAUAAUAUUAAAAAUAAUAAAAAUAUUUGAAUACGUAAUUGUAUUAUAAAUAAAAAGAAAGGAAGAAAAUAUUUAAAAAGUAAUCACACUAUAAUUGUUUUGCGUACAUACAUAUAUGUGUUGUAUUUUAAUUUUAUCUGUAUUUUACUAUUAAAUAAUUAAUAAAGCAAAAAGUACCUUUAAUGAAAAGUUAAAUCAAAAAUCAAAUUUAUUUAAAAUUUGUUUCAUCUGAUAGUAUUUUCUCGACCACCUUAUUAAACAAACUUAAUUUGUUUUAUUAUGCGUUUGUACUGAAUGUAACCAGUAACUAUCACCAGCAAGUCUUUAGCAACACUUUUCACCACCUGGACGAAGGAGGUAAACUUUAAUUUAGGCGUCGUAAUUGAUGGAACCGGAGGAGUCAUUCGGUGACAUCCCAGUUUGAUGUCACGAUUGGAUCGACGACAAUCGGUUCUUCGCACCGGAACGACUCGAAGUUAAACGAACAACGACCAAGGAUUUUCAACCCAGCCACACCGACUUUACACGUGUCGAUGCUACACGACAACACAGUUGGAUGCUUCCCCGAGGCAUGUCAGGAAGAACCUUCGUGUAUGUGAAAACAUGUGCAGGAUCCCUUGGAUCGGAGUUCGUAUAAAGUAACUUUAAACGACAUUCAUAGAGACGUCAUCAAUACUGCAUGAACUUCUUUCUUGGGGUUCGCACACCGCCCAUUGCAGAAAUAAAGAAGAGGAAUCUGCCGCAGAAAACAAGAGUUGCUCUGGCGCAACUGAGAUCGGGAUGAAGCAACAGACUCAACGUCUACAGGUUCGCAUAGAUCGUGCCGUUUCCUAUAUAUAUCAAGCAUGUGGUCGGGGUAACCAUGAUACCUACCACAUAUUGAACUGUCCAGUGCACCCUAACUUUAGACCUAAAUACAGAACCUCCGUUUUACAAAUCAUAUAACUAAUCGGCUCAGAAUCGUUUUCUGAAUCAAUUUAACCUUAUACGCACGCUGCAGUCGCAAUUUUCACAUUUUUUUGAAUUUUAAAUGAUAGAAAUCGAAUGUGACAAUCUUUGACCGCUUGAGAAUCGGGUCGUUCUGGAGCGGAGAUCCAAUUGUCGUGGAAAUAAUCCUGUAAAAUGAUCUGGUAUUUAUAAGCCUUAAUGAUACUGCAGAUUUGCAUAAUGAUCGGGCUUCAUCUCAUUAUACUCCCCAUACUAAGAUCACGUUUUUGUCAACAAAUUGUUAAAAUAUUUCCGAAUUAAGGCAAAUAAAAAAACGCUUUGUUAUUAAAAAUAAUCUAAAUUUAAUUUUGUAGCCAUGCUCGUCUAAAUAUUCUUGCAGGUUUUAAUAUUAUUUCUUUGUAAAAAUAAAACAGCAUAUUCCAAAAAUAUAAAAUCAAAAAAUAAAAUCAAAUCAAAUUAUAAACACUCAGUUCUGUUUUUGUUUAAAUAAAUUACUUUAUUUUCUUACAAAAGUGUUUUCUUGAUAUUUUUCAAUACAAAAAUUGUAACUUAAAAUGUAAUAUACAUAUUUUUUUGUCUUCCUUUCCAACUCUUUAAUAUUACUAUCAAAAAUUCUUUUUUAUUUUUUUUUUAAUUUUUCUUCUAUAUUUUUUUUACAAAAUAUAUAAAGUUAUAUUAUUUUAAGCUAAAUUUGAUUUAACAACUUAAGUUUAUAAUAUGAUCGAUCUUAGCACGCAAGUUGGUUAUUUUUUGUUUGUUUUUUUAGAAGAAAAAUUGUUUUAACAAAAAAAGCAAUAAAACGAAAAGGGUGAUAGAUAACAAAUGUUCAUAUUAAAUAUUUCCAUCUACUCUGGAAAAGAGUAGUAAAGCGUACAAUUAUCUUUUGUAUUGUGUGUGUAUGUAUUUAUGUUGAAUGGAUAAUGUUAACUUCUUUACAAUAAUAACUUAAAACAAACAUGAAAAUUAAUAAA